Messenger RNA from Sitodiplosis mosellana (orange wheat blossom midge), 3096 nucleotides. RefSeq lists its product as uncharacterized. Lineage: Eukaryota; Metazoa; Arthropoda; Insecta; Diptera; Cecidomyiidae. The record is from RefSeq and is a predicted model, not a curated record. The coding region runs from base 1 to 660 and encodes 219 amino acids. The transcript has 5 exons.
AUGCAAAUUUUCGAUCAACAACUCCACGCUGCAAGGGAUCUUAAAAAUCCUAGCCGUCAGAAUCAGUCAAGCAACAAAUCACAACGACAGUCACGAUCUGAAAAUGGCCGCAGCAAAGACGCCACACACAAACGUUCAAAGAGGAAUAACCAUCGUGAUGACAAAGAUAAGUCAGCGGUUCACUCGGAUUCGAUAGCAACAACAGGUGAUAACAGCACUUCCAGCAAGGCAAACUCGUCCAGUACCGACAAUGCGAACGCUUCGACUGAGGAUUCGAAUGCAUCGGCGAGUGCUGGCAACACAACCGCCACUCCAUCGGAAGGAGCUGUGAAAUUUGUUGAAGCACCAUUACCAAAGAAAUAUCCGAGUCGACGCUAUCGCCAACCCAGUACACGUGGUCCAUCAACAACUACCCAUCCAACUAGCAAACCAUUGGCCAAUUCGUCCCAUCGACCGAGCACUGUUAGCAAUACGGCAUCAACGCGUUCGAGCAAUGCCACCAUCAGUUCCAAGCGCACCGAAGGGCCGGUUCGCAGUAGUGGUGGUAUACCAAAAUCUCGAGUGAAUCGCAUAUCCGGCCAUCAUCACAGCCAAAAUGGCGAAUAUGCCAUCGAAUUCCUCGUCGAUUACUCGCUAGUCAAAAAAACUGGCUGUCGAUAAUACUGCUUCUGCUGCUGCUGCUCCAGCACUGUUUAUGCCUUACAUGGGAACGUACUAUUACAAUGGUGUGCCUUCAUAUGCAAAUAUGGAUCCAUCGAGCUUAAAAGAAGCUAUCAGAAAGCAAAUUGAUGAAAACCUGCAACGUGAUUUCUUCAUUCGCCGAAAAAUGGACGCUGAGGGUUAUUUGCCAAUAACAUUGGUCGCGUCAAUCCAUCGCAUUCAAGCACUUAGCUCGGAAAUCUUUAAUACUAACUGGUUGAAUUUGUAGUUGGCCAGAAAUUCCAGUUGCGCUAUAGUCAGUUGUUGAAACGGCCAAUGGAUCUGAAUGCAAAACCAAGUCCGACUGUCUCAGACUAUUCGACCCCUGUGUUGGCUCAUCUUUGGCGGCCACAUUUUGUGGAUGUUCAACUAAUGGCCGGGAUUUAUCGGAAAUUACAUCGAAUGUUUCUUUGGUCCGCAAUUUCGAAUUUGAAGAGCAAAAAAAAAAAAAAGGUCCUCGCUUUCAAAAAUCGAUUCUAUCUAGUGUAAAACCGGUAUCCAGACAAAAGUGAGGACUAAAAAAACAAAAAAGGUCCGAAAAUGGCAACGGGUCCAAAAAAAUCGUUGGGGGUCAAAUUUUGCCAGGGGGGGUCAGGAUCAAUGAGAUCAGACUAUGUCAGAACCUAUGUGCAUUUACGUUCUGUGCAUUCACGUCGUUCGAAAUGGUCCCUUAUUGGUGGUUAAAAGCCGAACAUUGCUAUUGUCAAUUGCUCCAUCGGCAAACUAUCCGCUUUGACCAAAAAAAAGACCGAACUGAGACGAUUUUUGCGUGUGUUCUUCUUUCAAUCUCUGUGUUAUUAUGUAUGUGUUAUGUAUCAGGGGCAUUGCUUUGAUUACACAAUUAGAUUGAAAUGCUACAAACAUGAACACAUCCAUUGAUCUUUAUUUGAUUUGCUAUUGAAAAAAGAAAUUCUAAAAAUAGAUAUACACAGGAAAUAUAGACGUGGCGCUUAUUAAAUGCAUCUCGCUAAAAAAAAAUGGAGCGAAAAUUGAAAUAUAUAUCAGCCAAUCAAACAAUCCUAAAUACAUUUUACAAUUUUAUUGUGAGGCUAUGCAGAAAACAGAAAAAAUUAUACACACAAUAUUCUGAAACGAAAGAAACACACAAAAAUCACAGAAAAGAGAUUUUGAGUAAUAUAAAAUGUAUAUGGAGUAGAAAAAAAAAUUAGGGUAACGCUCUUAUUUUUGUAAGUUUGAAAAAGACCUCGAUAAUCUAAUUUCUAUGACUUGCAGUAGUUCACACACAUAAUGGCAACCAAACUGUCGAAUUUUUUUUCGAAAGGUCCAAAACUUAUUUCCAAAAAAAAUACAAUAACAAGCGCAUUGAGUGAAAGAUAACACAUUACUUCAACAAAUGAAACAAGAAAUUGAAUCAAAUAAACAUGAAACAGUAAAUACGAAUCCAUUACAUAAUUGGUAUUAAGUUUAAAAUGUUCGAAUCCUUGGUGAUUUUUUUUCUACCCAAUAUGUUCACCGAAAUAUUACCAAAAAUUAUACAAAUAUUAGACACAGAAAAAAACAUUAUCUUUACUGUAGAUUUAGUUGAUGGUAGAAUUUCUCUUUCCCGUAGUUGAAUAAGCUUAAAUAGUUAUAAAUGUAUGAAUAUGCAUUUCUUAAGGUCAAAUAUAAAGUGAAUACAGAUAAAAAAGUAUUAAACUCCACAAAUAAAUGAUGAUUCUAUUGGUCAUACAAAAAAUGUUAUUUAAUUAAAAUAUCUUAAUUCAUCUUUCUUAAGCAAUUAAUCAUUUUACUAGGUAUUUUAUCUUUCUGAUUUAUGUAAUGGCGAUCAAAAGAAUAUUCUUCGCCAUUAAUGAGAAUAUCGAAUUGUUGUUUGGAAUCAUUUAAAAUUUGCUUUUGAUUUUCAUCACGUAAAUCAGAUGAUACUAUGUGCAAUCGUCUAAGCGAUGGUAAACUUUUCGUUAUUUCAGCAACGCUAAUAUUUUGUUUUGGAUUCAAUUCAAUAAAUAGUUCCUUUAGAUUGUUCAUAUGAGAAAGAUGAGUAAAAUCAAUAUGAUCAAUGCCAUUAUAUUCUAUGUGUAAAUUGUGUAAGUUGACUAAUGGUGAAAGUCUCGAUAAAUUGGUGAAAUUGUUACGACUUAUAAUCAAAGACUGUAACUUAGUGUUGGGAUGAGCCGUGAUGUUAUUUAUUUUAUUGCCUCCUGCAUUAAUCGCACUUACAUUCAUUGGAAUAAAAAGUUGUGUAAACGCACAAUUUGCCAUAUUUAUAGAACUUUGAACAUAUCGGUCUUCAUACAAAAAAUCAGUGCUAUUUAAACUAGGAUUAUUGUAUAUAUUCAAAAAAUACAAAUAUUUUAACAUACGAAAUGAUUCUGGUUCAAUAGUUUUCAGGCUAUUAUCACUUAUGUCUAAAUAAAAUAAAAAUUGAUUGUGAAAAAA